This is a messenger RNA of Drosophila novamexicana, 861 nucleotides long. It is a transcript of the gene Fadd, whose product is annotated as fas-associated death domain protein. NCBI's taxonomy places the organism in Eukaryota, Metazoa, Arthropoda, Insecta, Diptera, Drosophilidae. Gene Ontology annotation, molecular function: protein binding. The transcript has a single exon. Gene Ontology annotation, biological process: signal transduction. The coding region runs from base 54 to 740 and encodes 228 amino acids. The record is from RefSeq and is a predicted model, not a curated record.
ACCGAUAUGUUUCGACUGUUCUUACGAAAAGUUUAUUAUUUUAAUAUUGCACGAUGGCGCUGGGAGUUCACUGGGGCUACGAUAUGCUGAAGCAAAUGGCCCUUGAAGGUGCCAACAGCUCAGACUUGGAGGAGCUAAAAGACAUUUAUUCCAACGAAAUUGGAUCCGCUAGGAAAAGGGAUCUCAUCAAAAAUAUAGAAGACCUAAUAGAUUGUCUGGAACGCAGUGAUGAAAUAAGCGAAGAGAAUGUUGAACCUCUUCGAAGCUUAAACAUAAAAAAUACCCAGCUGCAGGAGGCUAUAGACAGUUACCAAAGAACUGAGACAGCCAAAAUACCCAUCAAUUCCUACCAGGAGCAACGACUGGCUGAGGAGCUGCAACAGCAGUUGCACAUAGCUCCACAGCGUGCAGCCCAGCCGGCGGCAGCUCCGCAGAACUAUGUGACUGUGGCGCAGUUUACGGAUGCGAAGCGUGCUGCGAUCUUUAAAAGAAUAUCUCAAGAGUUGGGUCGCUCCUGGCGUGACUUGGGCCGCAAGUUGCGCAUUGGCGAAGGCGCAAUGGACGAGAUAGAGUUGCGCUAUCCGCAAGAUCUCAAAUCGCGCAUUCUGCGAUUGCUGCAGAUGUUCGAGGAGGACGAGUGCAAUGAUCCUCGGCUGCUGCUGGUGCAGCUCAGUCGGGCACUCGCCGACUGCGGCAGAAAUGACUUGCGACGCCGUGUCGAAGAAAUUAUGUCCCACUAGCUGCUACAAAUGUGAUUCCAAUACAUUGACAUGUUGCACGUAUUCAAUAUGAAGCGCAUGCCAUUUACCUGCAUUUUGCGAAUUAAAUUUCUUUUAUAAAUAAAUAGAAUUUCGUUUUUAA